GAUAAACACCAGAGUAUGAUUUAAUUGCUUACAAUAUAAACGUAGGAUGGAAAACUAUUGUGAUGAUGCUAUUAAACUUGGUAAACAAUGCUCUAUAGUAAUUCCCAUAACAUGUGGUAUAUCAGUUCAAUUAUAGCUACAAUUUAUAUUGUACCGUUUCAUCAUUAAAAUACCCGUGUAGUUGGAUUAUUAGCAAAAAAAGAAGUAUACAUUUGACCAUGACAAUAGCUGGGUUCGUACUCAUAGGAUUUCUAUCGGUUUCGACAUCAACAGGAAAAACAUGUGAACCAACACGAGAAGAUGUUUUAGGACCGUUUUAUAAACCAGAUACAUCGAAAAAUGACCACAUAUGCAUGAGAUACGAAAAUUAUACCAAUUUACCAAAGACAUCGCUAACAGGAUAUGUAAGAAAUGAGAACUGUAAUCCAUUAUAUGAUGUAAAAAUUGAGAUUUGGCAGACAGAUGAUCAUGGGGAUUAUCACAGAGACGACACCUGUAGGGGGUUUGUCGUCUCUGAUACAGACGGGUUCUUCAAAUUUGAAACGAUACACCCAGGACGCUACUUGAACGGUCGUCAGUUUAGACCAUCGCAUAUUCAUUUGUACAUUACUAAGUCUGGAUACCACAGUCUCGUAACUCAGAUCUAUUUUGAAGGGGAUCCAUAUCUUGGUGAAAACGACGGUUGCCCACCUCCAUAUUGUGGCUCCGAUGACCCCAAAAGAAUCGUCGGUUUGGAGGAAGCUGGAUCUACGAUGAAAGGGUCUUUCGAUAUUAUCCUUAGUGGAAGUAGAGAUACAAUCAACGUUCAAAACGAUAAAAGAGAGAAGAAAGACAAAGAAACAGCGGGCCAUUGCGACUAUAAUGAUAAAACAAAGAGAAAUGGAACUACCUUUAAACAUGCUGACAAAUGCAACAAAUGUGAAUGUUUGAACGGAAUUGUAAAAUGUUCCAACAAGAAAAGGUGUUCUGGCUGCAAGUAUGAAGGAACACGUCAUAAAAAUGGAGAAUAUUUCUUCUCGAGUGACAAAUGUAAAAAAUGCAUCUGCAUUUCUGGGUCGAAAAAAGCUAAAUGUGAAGAAAUACAAUGUGAGCCAACAACAUGUACUUAUGGUGACAGACAGUACAAGAAAGGCAAGCAAUGGUUGGCUGAUGACAAAUGUAAUAAAUGUAAAUGCAGAUUAACAGGCAGUGGCUUGGAGUCAGUGUGCAGCGAUAGCAGAUUGUGUAGAAUGUGCAUCUACAAGGGAGAUAGAUACAAAGUGGGGGAUGUCUUCCAGGAGACUGAUUGUAGACGCUGUGAGUGCCACAUAAAGAACAAUACCGUUUGCAACAUAACAUGUGAUUACUGUUCUUCAAAUGGAAGACAGUACCGGACAGGAGAAAAGUGGAGACACGCCGAUAGAUGCAACGAGUGUCGAUGCAAAGAAGGAUUGGUCAUCUGUUCAGACCUCGCAAAGUGUAAGACGUGUUUGGUUGGAGGCAUCACUUAUAAGUCCGGCGAGGACUUCCUACUAGAUGGCUGUGUUGAAUGCAAAUGUGUGGCCAGUAACCGUCUUGACUGCUCAAGUAGAUGUGAAGGACCGCCGCCCGCAAACGCUACAUGUGGCGUACGUCCUGAUGUUGGUCAAAGCAGGAUCACAGGAGGUACAGUAGUCCAUCCAGAAUUCAGCUGGCCAUGGAUGGUAACUAUCAGAAAUAGAAAUAUAGAAGUUGGAAAACUACGUCAUGUUUGUGGGGCAGCAAUUGUUAACAGAAACUGGGUGGUGACUGCUGCGCACUGUUUCUCAAACAAAAAGGCCGGACGCGACCCGGACGAUUUUGUACUAUUUUUUGGAAAGCACCAUCGGAUAAAUUUCGAGCCUGGCCAGAUGUCUCGAGAUGUUGAGCUGAUUAUAAUACACGAAGAGUUCGACAAAGCAAGCCAAUAUGACAGCGAUAUUGCAUUAAUGAAAUUUAAAGAGCCCCUCAAUUACACUGAACGUGUUCAGCCUUUAUGUGUUGCAAAAACGAACGCGACAUUUUGUGUUAUGAUAGGAUGGGGAUCAACAGCAAGAGGAGACAUCACCAAGGAUAUAUUCUUCAGAGUUGAGCUCGCCGAUCUUUUGCAUCAGGUGAUUGUCCCCUUGAUUGACACCAGUAUUUGUAACAGACGAGACUGGCUGGCUGGAAGGAUCAGCGAGAAUAUGCUUUGUGCUGGAUUUGAGGAAGGUGGGAAGGAUGCAUGUAUGGGUGAUAGUGGGGGACCGAUGUUUUGUGCAGAUAAUCUCAAUCAGUGGACAUUGAAAGGAAUUGCAAGUUGGGGUAUAGGCUGUGGUGUUGCUAAGAGACCAGGUGUGUACACAAAAGUGGAGAACUUCCUAGACUGGAUAGAUGAAAAGAUCGAAAUACAUGGUUAAUUCCACUGUAACCAUGGGCGGAGCUGUUUGAUGUUCUCGUUUUUGUUUAUAAACUCUAAUAAAUCCGAUAUAUUAAUUAUUCGUUUACAAGAUGACUUAAAGAGUUAAAAUCAUUUUUUGAUGCAAGGUCGCUGUUUGCCCGUUUCGAGUCUCCAAU
This is a messenger RNA of Owenia fusiformis, 2553 nucleotides long. The record is from the annotation of a GenBank genome assembly. Lineage: Eukaryota; Metazoa; Annelida; Polychaeta; Sabellida; Oweniidae.